Malania oleifera is the source of this 513-nucleotide messenger RNA. RefSeq lists its product as uncharacterized. Bases 1 to 513 code for a protein of 170 amino acids. NCBI's taxonomy places the organism in Eukaryota, Viridiplantae, Streptophyta, Magnoliopsida, Santalales, Ximeniaceae. The record is from RefSeq and is a predicted model, not a curated record. The transcript has 2 exons.
AUGAAUCCACCGGCCUUUGCAAGAGGAGUGAACUCGGUUGUUGUUGAAGAUUGGGUUAAGGAGAUUGAGGAACUAAUGGGUGUGCUGGAGUGCACGAAGAAGCAAAAGGUGUUGUAUGGAACUUUUAAAUUACUGGAGGAAGGGACGAGGUGGUGGAGAUUGGAAAAAUUGGUGGAGGAACAGCGGUUAGAACCUAUCAUUUCAGCAAUUCAAACAAAGAGGUUACUUUUGGAGGGUAGCAAAGGGUACCUUUCAUUUGUAAAAGUAGCACUGAAGGAGGGACUUAAGCUGGAGGAUAUCCCAAUGAUAAGGGAGUUGUUGGAUGUUUCUCUUGAGGGCUUACCGAGAUUGCCUCCUGAUCGUGAGGUGGAGUUUGCCAUUAAGUUAAAUCCAAGGACAACCCCAAUUUCUAAGGCUCUAUACAGAAUGGUUGCGGUUGAAUUAAAGGAGCUAAAGAAGCAGUUACAGGAACUACUUAAUAAGGGAAUCAUCAGACCAAGCGUAUUACCCUAG